AUCGACGUUCAGUCGUCUUUUGCUGUUGAGCAUAAUCGGUUGUAUUUUUAGUUCUCCGAUACACAAGCGAACUUGCUUGUAAAAACGUGUAUAAAGUGCACGUUCUUUGGACUUUUUUGAAUUUGUAACAAGUUCAAACACAUACGAGUGCAUACUAGCAAUGAAAUAACCGCAAAUUUUUCAAAUACAAGAAAUUCUCAAAUUAGCACAGUAUAGAUGUACAUAUGUGUGUAUGUAUUUGAUGCUGAAAAAUUAUCAACGAAGUGAGUGAAUAAACAUUAGAGUUAUUGGUGUUGCUGCUAUGUGUAAAUAAAUAUAAUAUUAGCCAUUUAACAUCGAACAACAAUGUUUUGAUAACCUGAUAAAUAAUAUAGAGGAAAUAAUAUAUUAUCAAAUAUUGGCAACCUAAAAGUGUCAUGUCCACAAUUCUACUUUGCGCAUUUACACCGGAGUCAUUAUUUCCCACUCGAGCUAAUGAGAUUCUCACAAAACUGUCAGCAUGAUGUAGUAGUGCUGAGUGGCCGAUAAAUAACCAUAAAAUACGCCAAUUUGGAGCGUUUCCAAACAUCAGCAAAAUAAAAUCGCACGAAUGAUACUGUGAUAGUGGUAAUAAAAUAGACUUUAGACUGCGUUUGCAACCAACAACAGCGGCAAAAUGCAGUCGAAGCAAAUGCAACAAUUUGCACUCAUUGCUUGCAUAUCACUGAUAUUUAUGCUCAAUUUGCUGCUGACGACAGCAGCGGCCAACGAAAAUAUACCAUCAAUUUAUGAAAGUGAGGAUUCGUCAAUGGAAUAUAAAGAGCAUGAGCAUCAUAGCCGACUGAAUAAGAAACAUCAGCACCGCCAAGAGCAACAGCGACGGCAGCAGCAGCGUCAUCGACGACAUGAGCUGCGUGAACGCGAGAAGCGUGAGGAGGAAAUGGUGGGAGUGUAUGACGUACCAGAUGGGGAUAAUCAACAUCGAAUGCACCAAAAGCAUACACAUCACCAUCACCAACAACAACAUCAUCAACAGCAACCGCAUUCGCGUCAACACCGUCAGCAUCGUGGCCACUCGCAAAAUCCCGCUGUUGGUGGCCUUGCUGCGAGUUAUCUUAGCGGUAGUAGCAGUUAUCCUUCGUCAUCAGCGUCCUCGUCCUCGACAACAUUUUACAAGCGACACUCACGUGACUCAUCAGCAUUUCCGGGCCGUGAACGCAAGCCAAAUAUUAUUCUAAUACUCACAGAUGACCAGGAUGUCGAGUUGGGCUCGUUGAAUUUUAUGCCGCGCACGCUACGUUGGCUACGAGAUGGCGGGGCUGAGUUUCGACACGCUUACACUACGACGCCUAUGUGUUGCCCAGCGCGCUCUUCACUGCUGACUGGCAUGUACGUGCACAAUCACAUGGUCUUUACAAACAAUGACAACUGCUCGAGUCCGCAGUGGCAGGCUACGCACGAAACUCGCUCCUUUGCCACAUAUCUCUCGAAUGCGGGCUAUCGUACGGGAUAUUUUGGCAAGUACCUGAACAAAUAUAAUGGAUCGUAUAUACCACCGGGUUGGCGGGAAUGGGGUGGCCUGAUUAUGAACUCGAAAUAUUAUAAUUAUAGCAUCAACAUGAAUGGGCAAAAGAUCAAGCAUGGAUUUGAGUAUGCGAAGGAUUACUAUCCAGAUCUGAUUGCGAACGAUUCAAUAGCUUUUCUGCGUUCAUCAAAACAACAAAACCAAAGAAAACCUAUUAUGUUAACAAUGAGUUUCCCGGCGCCUCAUGGACCUGAAGACUCAGCACCACAAUAUAGUCAUCUUUUCUUUAAUGUAACAACACAUCACACACCUUCUUACGAUCACGCGCCCAACCCCGAUAAGCAGUGGAUAUUGCGCGUCACACAAUCCAUGGAACCGGUACACAAACGUUUCACAAAUUUACUAAUGACAAAGCGGCUACAGACCCUGCAGAGUGUAGACGUCGCCGUAGAGCGAGUGUGUAAUGAGCUUAAAGCUUUAGGUGAACUAGACAAUACUUAUAUCAUUUAUACCUCCGAUCACGGCUAUCACCUGGGACAGUUCGGUUUGAUAAAGGGUAAAAGUUUUCCAUUUGAGUUCGAUGUACGUGUGCCAUUCCUGAUACGUGGACCGGGUAUACAACCGGCACGUGUAGUGGAUGAGGUCGUUUUGAAUGUUGACUUGGCACCCACGUUCUUGGAUAUCGGUGGUGUUACAACGCCACAGCAUAUGGACGGACGCAGUAUUUUGCCGCUGUUAUUUAGUAGACAGCGAAAUGUUCGGGAUCAGUGGCCAGAUACGUUCUUGAUAGAGAGCUCAGGACGUCGUGAGACUCCUGAACAAAUAGCUGAAUCUCGUUUACGUCUGCAGGCGGAUCGGUUAAAUAUGAGGCUUGCCAACAGCACCUUUAUUAACGAAUCGCCAUUUAAUGAGAGCAUAGCAAGCGGACCCAAAAUAGACGCCAUCGAUUUGGAAUCACGUGAGGAGCCGGAUUUCGAAGAGAGUGUAGGCUCGGAGGCCGAUAUAGAGGGGAGAUUUGAGACUGAUAUAGAAGAUGACGUCGAGGACGAUCUGGACACGGACAAUGAAGAAGACGUUUCUUCAUUUGUAGUAGAUGAGGAUAUUGAAGAUGAUGUGGAAGUGAAUGAAGCGCAAGAAGGAGACCUGGCACAAGAACAACAGGAUCAGUUCGACAAUAAUCUACCCAUGGCACCGUAUAUGACGAAAAUGAUGCGUUUGAAUUCAGAAUGCUCCGAUCCAACCUUGCUGGAAAAUUGUCGACCCGGCCAAAAAUGGAAAUGUGUCAAUGAAGAUGGUCGUUGGCGGAAGCACAAGUGCAAAUUCCAUUUGCAGCUUCAACAUCAUCUGGAAGAGAUAUCGAAAUACCCUAAAAAGGAUACCAAACGCAAUUGCGCUUGUUUCACACCAGACGGCGUUGUUUAUACGAAAAUAAAAACAAAUCGCAAUUACUUCGAGGGCGACCGAAUUCGAAAGAGAAAUCAAAAUCCAUCACGGGUUUCGCAUCGAAAUAAGCGUUCAUUAGAUAUUCAUUCGGUUUCAAGUGAAGUUUUCCACACAGAACUGCCCUACGAGAUGGAAGAACUACUCGAUUUGCAAGAUACACUAAGUCUAGUGGAAGAACACUUGACUCAGCCAAAACGCAGUAAACGAGAAUUAACGUCCAGCUUCUUCGAAAUUACCACCCCUACUCCCACUGACCUGUAUGCGGGCGAAAGUAGAAAAUCAGCAAACGACUCAUCAAAUGAUGCCAUCUCCAAGGUUAUACAAGAAAUACAAAGCACACUCGAAACACUUGAAUUAAAGUUUGUUGCCCCAAAUGACUCACGUCAACCUAAUUCCACGACCACAUUGUCAGCAGCCGGCUUCGUACGCAGCGGCAAGUUUCCUAAGGUGGGUGGACGUGUUGGCACACGCUGUUACAUUGAAUCGCAGACAGGCAGAGUAAACUGCUCCGAUGUUAUUUAUGAUGAUGAAAAGACGUGGCGCAAGUCGCGCAAUCAAAUUGAUAUGCUAAUCAAAGUGCUCAAGGAUAAAAUAAUUCAUUUGAAGGAUAUUAAAAAGCAGAUGCGAGAGAAUAAACAACAGCAACAGCAGCAACAACAGCACCAUCUACACUACAACUCUGGUCGAUAUUGGGAUAGGGAUUACGUGCCCCGCACUGGUGGAAAUGGGAAUAGGAAUAAGGCAGACGAGCGUGGAAAUGGCGAAGAGCUGCCCUACAACAUAUCAGAUUACUUGGGGCGCAGACAGAAAGGGCGCCGCCGUAAUGGCGGUGGUGGAGGAGGUGUUCACAAUAACAAUCCCUAUCAACGUGGUGGCUAUAAUCACCACACAUAUCAGCGACAACAUUUACCUGGUAUUGGUGGUGGCCGACGCCGUUUCGACAAACCGUUGGGCGGGCGCGACUUUGAUUUAAAUUAUUUCGCGCAGGAGCAUUUCGGUGUUACAAACACGUACAGUAAUGAUAUUAACAAUGAUAAUGGGAGUGGUGCUGGCGGUGGCUCUGGGUCUGGUCGUUUUGGCGGUAAGAACUCUUAUGGCAGAAAUCGUUUACGGGAGCAUAAUAGCAGCCAAGGUACUGUGUCGACACAAAUGCAGAGACGCAGGCGGCCACAGGCGGUAACUGCAACACCACCACAAAAGUCGGACACAUUGACAACAACAUCUUUUACUUCGCCAGCAACAACAGUGAGAGUUGUGAACGGCAUAAGAACUACAGCGAGCAACUCAGUUACAACCACAAUUAAAAGUAGUGCACCGGUUGAGAAUACUGCAUCUACGACAGCAACAAAUACAACAGCUACCACAGCAACCUACUUUCAUUGGUCAACAACAAAAUCACCGCCAAAUAUCAGCCUCGCAAUUAGCAAUAGUGAAGCUACAUUGGAGGAUAGUCAGCCCACCGAAAGGACCAAAUUGCCGCUCAGCAGUCUUGGUGAAAAGGAAAUUUUCAACAACUUGGGCAAUACACAUAGCAGUGACCCAUUUCAACAACAAAAGGGCCAGCCUGCAGAAUGUUAUUGUGAACCGGAUACUGAGAGUUAUGCGGACUCAAAGGAAAUUGCACGCGAAGCCCGACGCAAGUUGAAAGAGGAGCGUCAGCGCAAGAAGGAGCGAAAACGAAUUAAGAAAGCGCGUCUGGAGAAGGAAUGUCUGUCGGAGAAGAUGAACUGUUUCUCACACGACAACACACACUGGCGGACGGCACCACUUUGGAACGACAGCCCUUUUUGCUUUUGUAUGAAUGCCAACAACAACACAUACUCAUGCAUACGCACCAUAAAUGCAACACACAAUUAUUUAUACUGCGAAUUUACAACGGGCCUAAUAACAUUCUACAAUUUGAAAACUGAUCCAUUCGAAACACAAAAUCGCGCAUCGACCUUAACGAGCGAGGAAAAGUCGUACAUGCAUGACACAUUGGAAAAACUCAAAGGCUGUCGCGGCAAAAGCUGCACCAUUAAACGUAACUUGCAACCACAUCAUCAACAACAAAACCAAAGUGCAUUACGUCCACUUCAAAGAGGCUAUAAAAGAAAACAAGGCAUUGCGCAGAGCACCUCGGCCGUUAGCUCAUUUGUCUCUAGUCGCAUAGACUACGAUGAGCCGCUGGCGAAACGAAGGAAACUCUCCAAGUGGUCAACGCAUACAAAUUUGAAACGUAAACCAUGGAAGCAGCAACAUCACUAUCACCAUCCACAGCAACAGCAACUCAGACAAGAACAUUUGCAGCAACAUGGCAACUAUGGUGAUGGUGAGGGUCACACUGUGAGACGUAAUCGCUUUCAUCAAGAAAUAAGUGGUCAACACGACCAAUAUCAAAAACAUCAACAACAGCAUAGGAACAAACAAGAAGAAGAAGAAGAACAUUAUUUACCAAGUAACCGCAGCCAAAGUGACGACUUUGAACCAAAAAUCAUUACAAAUGAGACAGUUACUACGCGGGAAAGCACAGAUGUAGGGGAGGACCAAACUUUUACAGCCGUUACAGAUGCAACAGCGGCAAAAAUGGCGACAUCGAAAAGACCGGCAACAAAUGACACAACUACACCAACAAACACUCUCACAUCAGCAAUAUAAAUUUAAAAAGUACAUGUAUGUAUGUACGUAAACCUGCCCUUUGCAUAUCUCCAACAAUUCAUACAAGUGGAUUAUAAAAUAUGAGACAUCGCUCAAAAGUGAAUGAAGCUAUCAUUUACCGUUAUUUUAGCAAAUUUUCAACAUUUACAUUGAUCUUUGCCACUUUGCUUUCGGUUGUUGUAGCAUUUAUCGCACAUAUGCACAUACAUAUGUCAUAUGUACUUUUUUUUAAUUAUUUGCUUACGCUCGCUAAAAUAUAAUAUUAACUAGCAAACAUCACUUCCAAAUUGGGCUCAAAAAGAGAAUCAUAGCGUCGCGUCAAUAUCAGAGUGGAAAAUAUUAUUUUUUUAUCUAACUUUUAGAGAACUUGAAUUUUUGUUAUUUUUUAAACAUUAGACUCUUUUCGAAUUUACCAUAUUACGGUACUUUCUCUACCUUUUCCAACUCAAAAUUCAAGUUGACAGGAGCAUAGGAAAUGAGUCAGCUUUGUGUCUGAACUUGGGUAAAAAUGCGUAUUUUAGAGCUCUGUACAAAUUCUGAGCGAGCAGAACAGGUCCAAGAAGAUGCUAAUGUAAUGUUUCAAUACAAAUGUCUGAGUUUUGUAAUUACGAGUACUUGUUAAACCCUGAGGACCAGUGAAUUAUUGUAUUUUAUGUUUUAUUGAUUAAGUAAAGAAUGUGUAACUUUAUACUGACAAAUUUAUUUAAUUUAAAAAUAUAUAAGAAUCCAACACAUACAUACAUAUGUAUAUGUGAAUAAGACUCGUAAAUGCGGAAAAUACUAGUGAUGGUGACAAAUAUAAGUUUGUAUAUGUAAUUGUAAGUAAAUGCGUAACUUUUAGUUUUUGUUUUGAAUGAGACUGUUUUUAUAGAUUAACAUUAUGAUUAAGAGAAAAUUGCCACUAACCUGUUAAAUUUAUUGUAAUGAAUGUAUGGUUCGAAAUUCAUCUGAUAGACUAACUUAUACAUAUGUACGUGUAUAUGUAUGUAUGUAGGCUUGAAAAUAUAGCUAAUUAUAGUAAUUAAUAAUAGAAAGCUUGGCGGCAGUCGGCAAGUCGUUAGCAUUAAAACCGAAUAUGUAUCUGCAAACUAAUUUAAAUAUUAAUAAUAAAAAUUACCAAAAAGGGAAAUAAUUACCAGAAAUAAGUCAAAAAGCUAGGUAAAGCAAAAAACUCAAAUUAAUAACAUGCUUGCUUAGCAAUUUACUGUGAAAAAAUGAACAAUUGAAUCUGAAAAAUAUUACAACAAAUCAAUAAGUUACAACUAUAAUCUGUAUAAAAUUAUUACAUAUACAUAUGUACAUACAUAUUUGUUUAAGCUUGUAUUACUUUUAAUUUUAAUUUUUUAAAUUAUUCAUAUUUUAUCAUGUAUUAUUAAUUCAUAAUAGAUAAAUAAAUACAAUAUUUAAUAAUUUAUAAAAUCGCAGUUUAAUACAAUUCAAACACAAAUUAAUUAAUUAAAAAUAGUAAUAGUAAACUUCGAUAAUAAAUUGAACAUUCUUCUUCAUCUUUCUCCACUACUUUCAUUUAAAACGCCUAACUGCUAAUUUUAUGUAUAGACACAUUUUUCUUAUAGAUGUGCCAGCUCAGCCAUGGCUAUCACUUUAUUUUAUCAUUUAUACUAUAGGCUGCACCGUAGCUACGAAUUUCACGUAAUCCAAAGAUUUCCGGCGACUCAGCGAGAAUGUUAUCGUUAAAACAGUUAUCAAAAUAAAUAAAUAUUUAGUUUUUACCCGAAACGAAAUGCUGUCGUUAAUGUUAAGCCGUUAACAGAUAAUGUUAAGUGUUGAAAUUGUGGUGUGCUGUUAAUUCAUAGCAGGCAGCCAUUUUGAUAUUAACGGUUUCAACAAUAAGAAUUUCAUUUCGUUUCGAUAACAUCGCACAGAAUCGAAAUAAAAUCAUUUCGUUAAGUUUUUUUUUAUAUUAACCAAACGAAAUGCCAUCGUUUCUUUAGUUGAGCGUCUCUAAUUUAUACUCAUAAUGAAUACUAGUAGCUUCAAUUCUUUUUUUAAUAUCAUCGCUUCACAUUUUUCAUUAAGUCAAUUGUAUUAUUUAUAACGCUGCCAAUAUAUAAUAAAAUAAUAAUUGGAAUUGUACACCCAACUACAUUUAAAUAAAUGGUCUACCAUAAAACAUCAAUUGGAUUUAAUUAAGAGCGAAUAAUAAUUAUAAACUAUAUGAUAUAAUUAUGAAAUAUAUGUAGCAAAAUAUUUAUAGUAAAUAAAAC
Molecule: messenger RNA, 7809 nt
Organism: Ceratitis capitata (Mediterranean fruit fly)
Lineage: Eukaryota; Metazoa; Arthropoda; Insecta; Diptera; Tephritidae
Gene: Sulf1
Product: extracellular sulfatase SULF-1 homolog
Exons: 15
Coding region: 656-5584 (1642 amino acids)
Molecular function (GO): N-acetylglucosamine-6-sulfatase activity; glycosaminoglycan binding
Source: RefSeq, a predicted model, not a curated record